UUACGUUCGUUCUAUUACGAAUUAUGAUACGGUUCAACACCUUUCCGGAAGAUGACACCAUCAUCCUCACCCGGUAUUGAACCCAUAUCUCCUCCUCCAACUGCUUUAUCAUCUUCUUCACGACAGAACUACAAUAUACCCCGGAGAAAUCCACUUCCCAAUCCAUCAACAGGCAAACAACUCCCAAAGCUCUAUCGGGAGCAGUCGAAAAGCGGACGGCUGAAAGACAAAAAGCAGCAAAGCAGAAAGGAAGAAAAUCUUAAAAAGCGGAAAGCAGAAUUUUUCAGCAACCGAAGGGAGAAGAAACCAAGAAGUGAAGGCAUCGACGGGAAUGUUGAAGAGGCUGAGAGCAGCGAGCAGGAAGUGGAGCCGAGGGCAAGGGUCACGGAAAGGAUGCUGAAGACGCUUGGUAGACAAGGGAAUCCUAUAACAAACUCAGACAUGCCCAGUCGAACCGAUCAUGUGGUUUCUUGUACCACUGGACACCAAAGGGGCGAGCAGAGAGGGCAAAAUGUCACAUGGACUUAUGCUCAAGUACGAACCGACCAACUUCAAAAACAAGCUAGAGAAAAGAAAACAGGUAUUUUCAAGGGCUGUUUGUUUUAUUUCAAUGGUUCAACCGGUCCGAAACUGUCCAAUAUACAGCUUCGCAAUUUGAUUUCAGAGAAUGGAGGUCGUUUCACUACUAUCCAGACGUCUGCAUGUACCCAUGUAAUAGCCAACAAUGGCCUAUCAGGGGGAAAAACACAAAAACACCUUGAUAUGCAAGGUGGAAGAGGCUCAGCGAGGCAGGUCAAAGUAGUUAAAAUAGAGUGGAUACUGGAUUCUGUAAAGAAAGGGGUGAAGCUUUCUGAAGCUGGCUAUGGGGUGGUAGAGAAUCCUUUGCAGCCGACGCUCUUCUCAACUUUAGGAUUAAAGCCCAAGUCUUUUCUGUCAAAUUCAUAGCAACUCGCUUCAGUCAUUCCAGCAGCCUGCUAAGCCUUCCUAUAUUGUGUAUCAAGCCAUGUGAUACGGCUAUGCCAUGCAAAGCAAUACCUUCCAACAAGCUUUGUCAGAUCAAGGAUGGUAAACAUACAUGCAAAUGGAUCCCCUGGCCCUUCAACCCAAAACUACAUAGCGCACAGCGCUUAGUCAUCCUCGUCCUCAGACUCUUCUUGCACUUUCCUCCUCUUCCCUGCCCUAUCUUCAGGUUCUUUCCGUCUGUCAUCCUCUUCCUCAUCCUUAUCAUUGAAGUUAUACUCCUGCUCUUCGUCGUCUUCUUCAGCUCCUUCAGGGUCAUAUCCAGCUCCUCCUGCCUGGCCAUGAGUAAGAGGAUCAGGGCCUCGGGGCGCACUACAGUUUGUAAGGCUGUUGUUGUCGAACCUCCUCACAUGCGUCGACCCAACUGACAACUUGUUAAGAAUUUUCAUAUACAAAUCGGACGUCAUUCAACUUACUCGCAGUAAACAUCAACGGCUGCUGAAAGGUCUGUUAUGUUUACGGGUGUACUAUAUUUCUGUCCGCAAACUUUACAAUGCAAGUGACCGAACAUGGUGGCUUUGUCACUGGGAAUCGGACAAUCCAGUUAGGGAUGCCCAUAGUCGAAUGCCCGAAAUUUAC
Messenger RNA from Cryptococcus deneoformans JEC21, 1599 nucleotides. RefSeq lists its product as hypothetical. Gene Ontology annotation, molecular function: deoxycytidyl transferase activity; DNA-directed DNA polymerase activity. Gene Ontology annotation, cellular component: nucleus. The coding region runs from base 52 to 945 and encodes 297 amino acids. The transcript is spliced from 8 exons. Lineage: Eukaryota; Fungi; Basidiomycota; Tremellomycetes; Tremellales; Cryptococcaceae. Gene Ontology annotation, biological process: error-prone translesion synthesis; error-free translesion synthesis. The record is from RefSeq and is a predicted model, not a curated record.